Molecule: messenger RNA, 1458 nt
Organism: Dentiscutata erythropus
Lineage: Eukaryota; Fungi; Glomeromycota; Glomeromycetes; Diversisporales; Gigasporaceae
Source: the annotation of a GenBank genome assembly
AUGAUACUGAAACACAUUUUAAGUUGUUCACUGAUCCUAUUAAUUUUAAUAGUUUAUGAGUCCGUCGUGGUUAUUAUUGAUAAAGAUCUCGUAAUUCGUUCUGCGAAACCGAUUAAAAAUAAAACAUGGGAAAAUUGGAAUGGAGAAAUUCAUAUUUCGCCAAAUGCCAUUUUUGAACCAUUUACACUUGAAGACCUUAAAGAUAUUGUAAAAUUAGCAAAGAUAAAUAAUAAAACAAUUCGAUGUGCUGCUCAAGGACAUACUGCAAGUUCUCUGUCGGUCACAGAGCACUAUCUAGUAGUAGUCACAAAUUUAAAUAAGGUCAAAGUGCAAAAUCAUCCAAAAUAUGGCUGGACUGUUACCGCUGAAGCUGGUACAUCAUUGUCUGAUCUUGAUGAAACACUUCGAAAUCAUGACCCACCAUUAACUCUUGAUUCAGAGCCUUUAUAUAACACAUUUCGAGUAUCUGGAGUUGUGGCGGUGGGUGCACAUGGUGCAAAGACAAGUUCAGGGAUUAUGUCAGAUCAAGUUUGCUCGAUGAAAAUCGUCACUGGUUCUGGGAAAGUAUGUGAAUUUAGCGAAGAAAUAAACAAAUCAGAAUUCAAUGCUGCGAAAGUCAAUCUAGGUUUACUUGGUAUAAUCUAUUCAUUAACGUUCCGUGUACAACCGAUGUACAAUCUUCGUAUGACUGAUAUCUUCGUUCCAGCAAAUGAAUGGCUUAAUAAUCCACAGAAUAUCAAAAAUCUUUUAGAAUCAUCUGAUGGUAUUAGUAUAGCUUAUUGGCCAUUCAAUGGAUUCAACCAUAGUGAUCCGAAUCCUCUUGACCCUAGUAGAGAUCGAAUUGAGAUUACGAAUUGGAUACGAACUGAUGAACCUGUGAACUUCACACAACAACAACUCAAACAAUCAUAUGAAACUCAAAGACAGGGUGUUAUUCAACAGUAUAAACUCAUAAGUAGUAACUUACAGAAUCCUGAUGCAAUUCCGAAUAUUACUGCCACUUUAUUUGGUAGUUUCGGUAAUGCUAGUACUGUAUUUCAAGCACCUGAUGCUAUUCAUUAUGUAGCUAGUGAAGAAAGUGCCAAGUUUGAUUUCGUGGAAAUUGGUUUCAAAAUUGAACCAGAUUUUUCCAAUGCCGCUGCUGAAUUUUCUUAUGUAAUCCAAACAAUAUAUGAAUUUGCAAGAAAAGGAAAAUUUCCAUUAAAUUAUAUUGCAGAUUUUAGAAUCAUAAAAUCAACUGAAGCUUUAUUAUCUUUUACUUUCAAUCAUGAUCCUGAAAUAUUGCCUCAUUGGGGAAAAAGAUGGGAAUUUAUUCCAAAUGUGAAAUCUUAUCUUUCUGAUGUUUUAUCAAAUCAAAUUAAGCAAUUUGAAAAAGUACGUGCAAAGUACGACCCUGAUAAGAUUUUCUUUGAUAAUAAGUCUCUGCAGGAUAUAUUUAGUCGUGCUUUGGAUUCAUAA